CUAGCCUGUGAGCACUACACGCAUAUAAAUCGAGGAUUGAGAAGACUACACCGAAGUGUGGAAUAUUUAUAUUCGUUUUAUUAAAAGGUGCUGUGGUGGUGAGGGGAAGUAGCUGCAGCCAUGGACACCACCACCUCCAUUAAGAUGACCACUCUGGCCAUCCAGAACCUCUUCAGCUACGUGGAGGAGGAGAACCUGGCAGCGCUCAAGGCCCACCUGGACAAGUUCAAGGAGGUGGACGGCAGGAGUGACAAUGGUCAGACACCCCUGAUGCUGGCUUCGGAGCAGGGUAGUAUUGAGAUUGUACAGGAGCUCAUCAGGAGAGGAGCCAAUGUUAACCUGGAUGAUGUGGACUGCUGGUCUGCUCUGAUCUGUGCUGCUAAGGAAGGCCAUGUAGAGGUGGUGAAGGAGCUGUUAGAAAGCAGUGCUUACAUAGAGCACCGAGACAUGGGAGGCUGGACGGCCCUCAUGUGGGCUGCCUAUAAAGGCCGCGUGGAGGUAACCGAGGUUCUCCUUGAGAACGGAGCCAACCCCAACACUACUGGGCAGCAAUACAGUGUGUACCCCAUCAUCUGGGCAGCAGGCAGAGGUCAUGCUGAGAUCGUCCAGGUCUUGCUGGAGAACGGAGCCAAGGUCAACUGCUCUGACAAGUAUGGUACCACCCCUCUGAUCUGGGCAGCCAGGAAGGGCAAUUUUGACUGUGUGAUGCACCUGCUGGAGAAUGGAGCCGAUGUCGACCAGGAGGGGGCGAACUCGAUGACAGCUCUGAUCGUGGCAGUGAAGGGAGGUUUCCCUGAGGUGGUGAAGGAGCUUCUGAAGAGGAACCCUAACGUCAACAUGACAGACAAGGACGGCAACACAGCCCUGAUGAUCGCUGCCAAGGAGGGCUAUACUGAGAUAGUACAGGACUUGCUGGAUGCUGGCACCUACGUCAACAUACCAGACAGGAGUGGAGACACGGUGCUUAUCGGAGCAGUGAGAGGAGGACAUGUGGAGAUAGUGAGGGCUCUGCUGCACAAAUAUGCUGACAUAGACAUCAGAGGACAGGACAACAAGACAGCCCUGUACUGGGCUGUGGAGAAAGGCAACGCCACCAUGGUGAGAGAUAUCCUCCAGUGCAACCCCGACACAGAGACCUGCACCAAGGAUUUAGAGAGCCCUCUGAUCAAAGCUACUAAGAUGAGGAACAUUGACAUAGUGGAGCUUCUGCUGGACAAAGGAGCCAAGGUGUCUGCUGUGGACAAGAGAGGUGACACCCCCCUCCACAUUGCCAUCCGUGGGCGGAGCCGCAGACUGGCGGAGCUCCUCCUUCGUAACCCUAAAGAUGGCCGCCUGCUCUACAGGCCCAACAAGGCCGGCGAGACCCCCUACAACAUCGACUGCAGCCACCAGAAGAGCAUCCUCACCCAGAUCUUUGGAGCCCGACACCUGUCCCCUACUGAGUCUGAUGGGGACAUGCUGGGUUAUGACCUGUACAGCAGUGCCCUGGCUGACAUUCUCAGUGAGCCCACCAUGCAGCCACCCAUCUGUGUGGGCCUGUACGCCCAGUGGGGCAGCGGCAAGUCUUUCCUGCUCAAGAAACUGGAGGAUGAGAUGAAGACGUUUGCUGGCCAGCAGGUGGAGCCGUUGUUCCAGUUCUCCUGGCUGGUGGGGUUCAUGUCCCUGCUGCUGUGUGGUUCUGUAGCUCUGGUCCUGGGCUUCACUGUCGACCCCAAGCUGGCCAUCGCUGUCUCCCUCAGCCUGCUGGCCUUGCUCUAUGUCUGCUUCGUGGUGGUGUACUUCGGCAGUCGUCGUGAGGGUGAGAACUGGAGCUGGGCGUGGGUGAUAAGUACCCGUUUGGCCCGACACAUCGGUUACCUGGAGCUGCUACUCAAACUGAUGUUUGUCAACCCCCCUGACUUGCCAGAGCAGACCACCCGCGCUCUGCCCGUUAGGUUCCUGUUCACUGACUACAACCGUCUGUCCAGUGUGGGAGGGGAGACCAGCCUGGCAGAGAUGAUAGCCACCCUGUCUGAUGCCUGUGAGAGGGAGUUUGGCUUCAUGGCCACCCGCCUCUUCAGGGUCUUCAAGACAGAGGAAUCAAAAGGGAAGAAGAAGUGGAAGAAAACUUGCUGCGUUCCCUCCUUCGUCAUCUUCAUCUUCAUCCUGGGCUGCCUGAUCACCGGCAUGGCACUCCUCGCCGUCUUCAAGGUGGAUGGGGCCAACCAGACGGUGAACGCCGUGCUGAUCGCCAUGGCCUGCGCAGUGGGCCUGGCACUGGUGCUCAACUGCCGGACCUGGUGGCAGGUGGCCGACUCGGUGCUCAACUCUCAGAGGAAGAGGCUGCACAGCGCUGCCAACAAGAUGCACAAGCUCAAGAGCGAGGGCUUCAUGAAGGUGUUGAAGAAUGAGGUGGAGCUGAUGGCGAGGAUGGCUAAGACCAUUGAUGGCUUCACUCAGAACCAGACGCGUCUGGCUGUCAUCAUAGACGGCCUGGACUCCUGUGAACAGGACAAAGUACUGCAGAUGCUGGAUACGGUGAGAGUGCUCUUCUCCAAAGGCCCCUUCAUCUCCAUCUUCGCCAGCGACCCCCACAUCAUCAUCAAGGCCAUCAACCAGAACCUGAACAGCGUGCUCAGGGAUUCCAACAUCAACGGCCAUGACUACAUGAGAAACAUCGUCCACCUGCCGGUCUUCCUCAACAGCCGGGGGUUGAGCAGCGCCAGAAAGAUGUGUGUGGCAGCGCCCGCUAACGGAGACACCGGAAACUCAGACGGCUGGCAUGAGGAGCUGGACAGGAAGCUAUCCCAGCACAGCAUCGGAGAGAUGACCAAGUUUGGCAGCAAGACAACCCUGAACCGCAGGGACACGUACCGGCGACGUCAGAUGCAGAGGACUGUGACACGGCAGAUGUCCUUUGACCUGAGCAAGCUGCUGGUGACAGAAGACUGGUUCAGUGACAUCAGCCCCCAGACCAUGAGGAGGCUGCUCAACAUCGUCUCUGUCACAGGUCGUCUGCUGAGGGCAAAUCAGAUUAUGUUUAACUGGGACCGCCUGGCAUCGUGGAUCAACCUUACUGAGACCUGGCCCUACAGGACCUCCUGGCUCAUCUUGUUCCUGGAGGAGACUGAAGGCAUCCCUGACCAGGCCGCCCUCAAGACUAUCUACGAGAGGAUCUCCAAGAACAUUCCGACCACUAAAGACGUGGAGCCCCUGUUGGAGAUUGAUGGGGAUGUGCGUAGCUUCGAGGUGUUCCUCUCCUCUCGGACACCUGUCCUCAAUGCGCGCGACAUCAAAACCUUCCUACCCUGCACCGUCAACCUCGACCCCAAACUACGAGAGAUCAUCGCAGACGUGCGUGCUGCCAGGGAACAGAUGAGCAUCAGAGCAGUGACCUAUCCCAGCCUGCCCCUGCAGGAAGCCGCUCCCCGCCCCACCUCAGUCUACAGCCAGCAGUCAGGCAUGUCCGCCUGCUCCCCCUCCAUCUCCUUCAACGGGCACUUCAACCCCCCAGGGCUGGUGUCCCCACCGCCCCACAGCAGCAACUACAGUGGUAUGGCUGGCCCCCAGCACCCCUUCUAUAACAGGCCAUAUUUUCCCCAUCAUGUUUACCAGCUGCCACGCCAGUAUGUGGGCAGUUUCCCUGUUCAUGCUCCUCCACCACGCCCAUUCCCACUUAAAAGUGGCUUUCCCCGGGAUCCGAGCAGUGGACUCGGUUCAGCCUCGGUGGUGUCGGGGACCCCGGCCAUCCUCCUGAGCUCCAUGAACACAGACACAGUGUGUGAACGUGUCAAACAGAUCGAGGGUAUCGACCAGAGCAUGCUGGCCCAGUACACUGCCACCAUUAAGAAGGCUAAUGUGAAUGGCAGAGUUCUGACCCAGUGCAACAUUGAUGAGCUGAAGAAUGAAAUGAAAAUGAACUUUGGAGACUGGCAGCUCUUCAGAGGAACUGUGUUGGAGAUGCGUCACGUGGAGAGCCAGGUGCUUCAUGAGGAGGCUCCCAGCGAGGUGGACAGCAGUGUGGUGGGCCACGGGGAACCGAGGCGCCAGGUCGCCCCGCCCCAUGCCGGUGCCGCCAACCUCGACGCCAACUCACCCAUGUACAGCUUCAACCUGAGCUUUGAGGAACUGAGCAAUGUGGGACUGGACGAGCCUCCCAGGCAUAGCAACAACACAUGGAUGGCCCCCACCCACCGUACCCCCAGCAUGUCCAGCCUCAACUCCCAGGAGUCGUCCAACGACAUCGUCAAGCUGACGGAAAAGCAGCAGUCGGAGUACCGCAACGCCUACCAGGAGUACAUCGCCCAGAUGGCCACGCUGGAGGUGGGCGGAGGCGGGGGAGAGAAGCCCGUCCAGCCCCACCCCAACCAGUUCAUGACCUCCGCCAGCUCCGAGGACAAAACCAAGGACAAGGCUACCACCAAGAGAAGCACCUCCAAGCUUCCCGCCGUGGAUGCCCCGGACUUCACCACCGCCGAAGCCUCCCUGGACCCCAUCACAGAGGAGGACGAGAAGCAGGACCCCCAUGGCUCCUCCAAGACCCUGCUCGGACGCAAGGCGCCCGGGUCCAGUGACCGGGGGAGCGGCCUGUUCCAGGGAGCAGCCGACCUCAAGAUGAAGACCGGCGGGCUGCCCUACCAGAAGCUCACCAGCGACGACGAGGAUUCAGAGAACUCCGACGCUCCUCUCCUGGGGGACGCGAAAAAGCCAGGUGACCCCAAAGCAUCCUCCCUGGCUCUGGCUAAGGGUAAAGAAUACCUGUCUGACGCCAUGCUGGAUAAGAAGGAUUCUUCUGACUCCGGCAUGCGCUCCAACGAGAGCUCGCCCAACCACUCCCUGCAGGACGAGGAGGCUGACCUGUCCCAGCUGGAGCAGGCCAACCUGAUCGAGCUGGAGCAGGAGGACAGCCAGAGCCGGGCGGCCAGUAAGAGGGGUCUGCCCAGCAGCCUGAGUGGUCUCCAGGACUCAGCUGUGGCCCGCAUGUCCAUCUGCUCCGAGGACCAGUGCAGCCUGCUGGCCAGCAGCCCCGAAGAGAGCUGGCCCUUAUCCAAGAGCUACAACCUCAACCGCACGCCCAGCAACACCACCCUCAACAACAACACCAACGACCAGCAGCGUUGCCAGGGACAGAGGGCUCCAGUGGGGUCCACCGACACCACCUGUUCCACCCCUACUUCCUCCUCCAUCAGCGAGGUCAUCGUCUCCACGGGUUCCAGCACCACCAGUACCACCACCAAGCCCGGCCCGCACAACGAGAACGUGCGCGUGGUGCACCUGAAGAGGGGGCUGAACCCCGGGGAUCCUCCGGAGAUCACCACCGUGUCCUCCGACACCGUCACUUUCGGAGAGGAGCGCGAGAGCAUCCUGUGAGCCCCCUGCCCAUCUCAUACCCAGGAGAGCACUUAGUCAGUAGAUGUUUGGUGUGGUAAUCUGACAAUGCAUGCGUAGCAAGGUACCGUAGCUAGCUAAAUGGGUAAAUAAAUGAUGUUCGUGCUUGGUGUGCACUAAGUAGAUAGCCUUGUUAAACCAGGCUGAUCUGGCAACCUCACAUUCUGUUACAGGAGGUAGCCUGGUGAAGGUAGCUCACUGAGAUGUUGUACUCUGUAUUUGUAUUGUCUAAAGUGAAGUGAAGUGACCUCUACUAACCGGCUUGAUAUUCUCUAGAGGUGAAGGUAGCUAGCUACGUACACUGUAAAACAAAUUAUCUUUAGAUCAACCUAAUUUACUUCACCUCUGGUAAAAACAACAACAUUAUUAUGACAAAUAUAUGAUUCAAUGCCAACUGUUAUAUUUCAUUAUAUUUGAAGUUGUAGCCUGUUUAUUUCAACACUAAACCUACAUUUCCCCUUUGGUUAAACUUAAUAUAACAAAUACAACAAAUAUUUAAUGACAAUACAUCCAAUUUUUUUCGUCUUGUUCCUAGUUCACUUUUUACUUUGGAAUUACCUUUCCAAAUGUAUUAAAUUGUGUUACAAGCAAUUUAAAUCAACAACCUAAAAAAAUAAGAUGUUUUAAAAUAAUUUUUCCAAACUAAAGACCUUUACAUUUAGGAACCACAAUAUCAUAACCAAGCAAUGGCUACCGUCACAUAGAAACGUUAUCAGGCGCUUUAGUGUCAUUACAGAUGACAAAUACAAUAGACCACCUCAACUGGAAUGACAUUCACUCUCAGGGGUGGGCAAAAAUAACCAACUGAAAGCCACGCGCCCCCCAAUAAGCCACGCCUCGGCAACUCUUCUGAUAGGCUGCCGCCGCUACAUUGCCCCUACCGCUAUUCGAUGUGCAUGAGGUGUGGAAAGCAAUUUAGAAGCUUUCAUUCAAAUAAAAAAAUCACAUUGAUCUGACGAAUUAGUUAUUUGAUUUCAGACAAAUUGAUAGAACAGAUUGAAUGAACCAAAGCGUAAAUUUCGAUCAUUCCAAUCAGUAAAAGCACUUAACAGCGCCGUCCCAUUUUUUACAGUGCAGUAUAAUUGAAAACUUAACUACCUACGUACAGUGACUAACUAUCUGUUUAUUAUUUUGCACUACAACAAGCAUGGUAGCCUGGGUGUCAGUCUGUCUGUGCCAUCUCGCCAACUCCUUGUCAUGCCAAUGGCUUGACAAUGAGCAAUGGAGCUGGCAAGAGCACAAACAGAUCUGGGACCAGGCUACAAGCAUGCCUCAACAGUGUUAAUAUUAGCUGCUGCUGCCUAUGUGUGUCAACAAGUGAUGUAUUGAGCUUGUGGGUGGGUAAAAGAGAAGAUACCUGGUAUAGAUGAAGAAUGAAUGCAUAUGAACACGUGAGCCAAAUGAACAAAAUUGUGUGUGGGAUCUGUUUUUGUCGUGUCUCAGCAAAUGACAUGGAGGAGAAUCAACUGAACUAUUCAUCUCAUUGCAAAAGCCACAGGGCUUUUACCUAUUUUACCUUCCUAUGGGCCCUGGUCCAAAGUAGUGCGCUAUCGGUGGAAUAGGGUGCCAUUUGGGACGCAUCUCCUGCCAACACGAACAAAAGUGUUGGAUAAAAGGGAGGGACGUUGACACUAAUAUGUGACAAUAAUAGAGAAGUAAUCUUCUGAAAAAGUUAUUGAUCGCUGCAAAAUUCAGUUGCUGACUCUUCGCCAUAUGAUACAUGGGACUGUAUGUAUGCUGCUUUGUAAUGAACAGUGGUUGUAAAGUUAUUUGGUUUAUUACAUGUUGUCAGGGCCUGUCUCCUCCCUUAACGUAGUAGAGGCCAAUAGUAGAGGCCCCAUUUGUGAAUCCGAUGCCAUUUAAAUACAUUUUAAUUAAGCAGAUAUGAAAUGUACACUUAAUGGCGUCCGAUUCACAAAUCUGGCUACAGUAAAGAUUGGUGUUGCAUGCGUACCUAAUGAACUGUACAUUGCAUGCCUAAAUGAGUUUGCAAAUAUCAGUGCAAUGUCAGAGUGCUCUCCUAUGUGUUGCAUGCACUGUGAUGUUGUAUGGUGUCUUAACCAGUCGGAUGAUAACCAUGUGGGAGAAGAACACGAGAUAUUCUAUCUAUGAAGGGAAAGAAGUGAAUGGUGCCGUCAGACAUUAUCUGACUGAAAAAUAAAACCUGGUUGUUGACCUUC
Molecule: messenger RNA, 7547 nt
Organism: Salvelinus namaycush (lake trout)
Lineage: Eukaryota; Metazoa; Chordata; Actinopteri; Salmoniformes; Salmonidae
Product: kinase D-interacting substrate of 220 kDa B-like
Exons: 29
Coding region: 121-5349 (1742 amino acids)
Molecular function (GO): protein binding
Source: RefSeq, a predicted model, not a curated record